This is a messenger RNA of Phytophthora infestans T30-4, 1866 nucleotides long. RefSeq lists its product as uncharacterized. The record is from RefSeq and is a predicted model, not a curated record. NCBI's taxonomy places the organism in Eukaryota, Oomycota, Peronosporomycetes, Peronosporales, Peronosporaceae. Gene Ontology annotation, cellular component: cytoplasm. The transcript has 2 exons. Bases 1 to 1866 code for a protein of 621 amino acids. Gene Ontology annotation, molecular function: magnesium ion binding; acireductone synthase activity.
AUGUCUCUAUCGCUCUACUCAUUCUCUUCGAACCGCGCAAGUCUUGCCGUUCUCCGCAACGUCGGCGUCUCCAUUCUUGAAUUACCGCCCAGUUCUGCUAAUAGCAAGGCAGAAUCUACUGUUGACGUGACUAGCGACGAGGAGCUACAGAACGAGCACUCGAGCGCCGCCGACGUCGUCUACAGGGUCGUCAAAGGCUGCGUGCAUUUGGACGUGCGUGACUCCGCCGACUGCUGGGUGCGCUGCACUUUGACGGAAGGAAUGAAGGCCUCGCUGAGUCUGCGCACACUACGCCGCUUCGUGCCGAUCGCAGGUAACGCAACGCAACUCCUGGAGAGCAGCAAGGGCUCUCGUAGUCUCAUUGCUCGCUUCACACGCGCAGCAGACGCCGCUAACCACUCGAUGUUGAUGACCGCCAGUGGAUGCCGCGAUCUGGUUUGCGAGCUGUGCCGGCUGUACUACAGUACAGAAUGGAUGACAGGCACGGGUGGUGCAAUGAGUCUGCGCUACGGCGAGCGCAUCUACGUGACCCCGUCGGGUUGCUCCAAGGAGCGUCUACAGCCCGAGGACUUGUAUGUGCUAGACCUGGAGGGCAGUAUUCUUUCAAGCCCCACGGCCAAACCGGGCAAGAAGGCCCCCAAGCUUUCAGACUGUGCACCACUGUUCCUGAACGCGCACAAGAUUUGCAAGGCUGCUGUGGUGCUGCACAGCCACGGCAUUAAAUGUAACCUGGCGGCGGCACUUUGCGACGGUAAGAGCGAGUUCCGAAUUUCGCACCAGGAGAUGAUCAAGGGCAUUACCGGCCAUGGGUACGCCGACACGUUGGUUGUGCCUGUGAUCGACAACGCACCCAAGGAAUCUGCCCUCGCGGAGCCGAUUGCGCGUACUUUGAAAGCAUAUCCCAACACGUCUGCUGUCCUGGUUCGUCGUCACGGUCUCUUUGUGUGGGGUGACUCGUGGGAAGCUGCUAAGCGCCAUGCUGAAUGCCUGCACUACCUGUUUGAGGCGGCUAUCGAGAUGCGCAAGCUGAACCUGGACUACACGGCUCCUCCCGUGUCUGCUUCCUCUGGCAACGGCAGCUCUCUUAAGCGCGCACGAACUGACGAAACAAACAACGGAGAGCUCAGCAUGGCUGAAAAGCACAAGGUGGUGAUGCUGGAUAUUGAAGGAACCACGACACCAAUUACGUUCGUUCACGACAUUUUGUUCCCGUACGUGACGGACAAUGUCGCCCGCUUUCUGCAACAAACAUGGGAGUCAUCCGACUCGAAGGCGGACGUGGCGGCUCUGAUGGCUCAACAUAAGCAGGACCAGGCUGAUGGAAUGAACCCGCCUACGUUGGAUGAUACUCAGGGCAAGGAUCAAGUCGUUGAGGCUCUCACAGCGUAUGUGAAGUGGAAUGUUAAGGCAGACCGCAAAAUUGGACCCCUCAAGCAGCUACAAGGUCACAUGUGGCUGCAGGGCUAUGAAAAGGGUGAGUUGAAGGCGCUCGUGUACGACGAUGUACCUCCGUGCCUUGAGCGCCUACACGCCCGUGGAGUGCGUGUGGGCAUCUACUCUUCCGGCUCACGUCAGGCGCAGAAGCUGCUCUUCCAGUAUUCGGACAAAGGCGAUCUGCGAGAAUACCUGACCGUCUACUUCGACACGAAGAUCGGCCACAAGCGCGAGGUUGGAAGCUACAAGGAAAUUGUUCAGAGUCUUGGCGUGGACAGUGGUAAGGACGUGCUUUUCGUCACGGACGUGAUUGAAGAGGCUCAGGCUGCUGAAGCCGCCGGACUCGACACUGUUCUGUCCGUGCGUCCAGGCAACAAGCCGCUGCCGGAGUCUCACCACUUCCCCACGAUCUGCUCCUUCGCCGAUCUAUGA